CUUUCAUAAAAAGAUCACAAUCGUCGAAUUUUCUUUGAAGCGCCAAGCUAUGUAUCUGUGCACCGGCUUUUCAUGUUAUUGUAUCUGUAAAUAGACUUAUGGCAUUUAAUUAUUAUUGAUUAUGAGUGUUUCUGCGCAUGUUAAGUAGAAACUGAUACGUUUUACCUGACGAUCGAACGGGCUAACAUGGUAAUCACUGACUUAUCCCCACUGUCUAGACUCAGACAUUUUGGCCUAACUAAUAAUAAUACAUAAUUGCCUAUUGUUGCUAUGGAGUAGUCCGACGUCUGGGAGAAGUACGGAAUUCCACGGAAUCUGAGUGUUGGCUCUGCGAUGAAAUCAAAGUAUAUGUAGAAUGCCUAGGCGAAAAUGUCGUUGUCAUCCGUACCGAAAUCUUGGUCCUCCUCCCAACUGAAUAUGGCCAAAUUUCUGAUAAGGAGCGAAGUACGCUGCGGCGGCGGAGGAUGUCAUCCUAGCUGAGACUGCCUCCCGGUCGCCGUCCGGGAGAUGGCACUUCCGGCGGCUGACUCUCCUACAAUGCUGCUCUCCCCUUCCGCACCGCUUCCGUGUUCACGCGUCACGGGACGCAGUGCCUGUCAGGUGCAUGGGCCGCCCCUGGGGGGCUGCACACAAUCCGUGGCGUCCGAUGAAAAUACAAAAGAUGACCUUUUGGGAGCAUUUAUCGGCCACAUGUACCUAAUCGGGCAUAUUAUUGGCAAGGGCAGUUUUGGAACGAUACGCCUGUGUAAUUCGGGACGUCCCAAACAUUUUGUAGUGGCCAAGAUUGAGCAGCGUCGGCCGGGUCGGAAGUGCCGCUUGGCGGAUGAAUUUAAUAUCCUCCAGGAGAUUCGGGGUGCGGGUGGAUUCCCCAAAGUGCACUACUACUGCGAGGUGGACGCCAGUAAUGUGAUAGUGCUGGAUAUGUUGGGACCCACACUGGAUGACCUUUUGACCAGGGUGGGAGGGACGUUCAGUAAGAAGACGAUGGCGUUGAUUGGACUGCAGCUGAUGGAUCGAUUGGAGUUUCUGCAUUCACGGAAUAUUUUGUAUCGGGACGUGAAGGGGGAAAAUUUGCUUAUUGGGCUGUAUGACCAUCAUAAUCGGAUACAUAUUGUGGAUUUUGGUUUAUGUCGUCACGCAUUUAAGGAAGAUGGCCAAGGGUAUACUCCUGUUGGAACCCCGCGAUACAUGAGUUUAGCAACGCAUGCCGGUCGGGCUUCGACGUACCGCGACGACGUGGAAUCAGUCGGGUAUUUACUGGUGUAUUUCGUUUUGGGCCGACUUCCAUGGCAAGGUAUGCCGGCAGCCAGUACCGACACGAAAAUCGCCAUGAUUGCCAAUAAGAAAAUGAAUACAUCCUUAAAAGAACUAUGCAACGGCAUUGCUCCGCAGAUGCGCGAAUAUCUUCAGGCCGCACGCCAGUUAGAAUUUAACCAGUUCCCGGACUAUGGAUACUUUCGUGGACUGCUCAAGACCAUCUUGAAGACAUCCGUCAACGACAACGAACGCUUCUUUGACUGGCAGAAGCCGGGUAUCAAGCUGACAGUGUCGCCGAAACACACGUAUCCCACUGCGCUCAGCGUUAAGCAUGAUGUCGAUGAGCAGAAUGUGGUGGAUCUGCGAGUGCCCACGCGGGAAAUAUCGGCAGCCAACAGCUUCGAAACACGCUUCAAGAAAGUGCUAAGAACAAAAGCGGUCGGCAAAUUGUCCAAUCCGGAAGUCAAUAAAGAGCUGCACACUCCGGACUCGUUGCAAAGGAGAAAGAAUACCAUUGGCCAAAACGUACGCCAAAGUGGACGAGAAACAAGGACCACCAGAAGUUAAUAACUCCGGAUUGUUGCCGACGAUUUUCACGAAAUCCCAUUUUUACCACAUCAUCCAUUUUGUAGUUUUGUUUUCAUUUAGUAGUCUCCUUUCCUUUUUUAAUUUUUCUUGUUGUUAGAAUUGGAAUGGUCGUUAUUGUAUGUUGAGUCAGUAAAUUUAUCAUGAAGUGUUAUCAAAGGAAUGAGAUAUUGAGAUUUUUAUUUGUGAUGGAUUUCAGAUCUAAUUGCAACCUUUAAUUUUCUUAUUUUCAAGAUUAUUUAUUCAAUUAAUGUGUAUCGAUCAAAGUACUUAAAUGUUUGGGACAUUAAUAAACAAGCAGGUG
Molecule: messenger RNA, 2146 nt
Organism: Paramacrobiotus metropolitanus
Lineage: Eukaryota; Metazoa; Tardigrada; Eutardigrada; Parachela; Macrobiotidae
Product: casein kinase I-like
Exons: 4
Coding region: 508-1824 (438 amino acids)
Biological process (GO): signal transduction; peptidyl-serine phosphorylation
Cellular component (GO): cytoplasm; nucleus
Molecular function (GO): protein serine/threonine kinase activity; ATP binding
Source: RefSeq, a predicted model, not a curated record